Molecule: messenger RNA, 4773 nt
Organism: Phodopus roborovskii (desert hamster)
Lineage: Eukaryota; Metazoa; Chordata; Mammalia; Rodentia; Cricetidae
Gene: CUNH17orf75
Product: chromosome unknown C17orf75 homolog
Exons: 10
Coding region: 53-1231 (392 amino acids)
Cellular component (GO): trans-Golgi network
Source: RefSeq, a predicted model, not a curated record
GCUGAGGGGGAACGGUUUGGCGGAGACACAGGGCCGCGAGGAAGCAGCUGCGAUGCUCCCGUCUUUGCAGGAAUCGCUGGAUGGGGAUGAUAAGGAACUGGAGAGCAGCGAGGAGGGUUGCUCUGCGGAGGAGCGGAGACUCGAGCCGCCACCCGGCAGACACUAUUGCCUGUACAACUACCGCGGAAGCAGAUUGACACAGCAUCGAGGGGAGAGUGAUGAUGGCAGAUCAAGUGGUACAGAUGCAGAAACUCCCUCUGGUGAUGAUUUCAGCCUCUCCUUGGUGGAUACUAAUCUACCAUCUGAAGUGGAGCCAGAGCUGCGCAGUUUCAUUGCUAAGCGUCUUUCCAAAGGAGCGUUCUUUGAAGGGCUGGGUAAUGUUGCAUCUGUAGAGCUGAGAAUUCCAGGUUACCGAGUUGGUUGUUAUUACUGCCUUUUCCAGCAGGAAAAACUGCUUCCUGAAACAGGAGCAGUGGAAUCUGAACACAGCCCUUCUGAGUAUGUGGUCUGCUUCUUAGGAGGCUCUGAAAAAGGACUGGAGCUUUUCAGGCUUGAAUUGGACAAGUAUAUUCAAGGACUGAAAAAUAACAUGAAUUGCGAGGAAAGCCUGGGGAAUGAUGUAAAGUCCUAUCUGAACAGCUGGUAUGAGGAUGUGGUGUGUCCGAUCCAAAGGGUGGUUCUUUUCUUUCAGGAGAAACUGACAUUUCUGCUACAUGCCGCUUUAAGUUAUACUCCUGUUGAGCUUAAAGAGUCAGAUGAAAAAACAAAGAGAGACAUUAACAGGUUUCUGAGUGUGGCCAGUCUCCAAGGACUGAUUCAUGAAGGCACCAUGAACUCUUUGUGCAUGGCCAUGACAGAGGAGCAACAUAAGUCUGUUAUCAUUGACUGCAGUGGCCCCCAGCCUCAGUUCUACAAUGCAGGAAGCAACCGUUUUUGUGAGGACUGGAUGCAAGCUUUCUUACAUGGUGCUGAAGCGGGUAACCCUUUUCUUUUCAGACAAGUCCUGGAGAAUUUUAAACUAAAGGCCAUACAAGACACAAACAAUUUGAAGAGAUUUAUCCGACAGGCAGAGAUGAAUCACUAUGCUUUGUUUAAAUGUUACAUGUUCCUUAAGAACUGUGGCAGUGGAGAUAUUCUUUUGAAGAUUGUUAAAGUGGAACAUGAAGAAAUGCCUGAAGCCAAAAGUGUGGUGGCGGUCCUUGAAGAAUUCAUGAGAGAAGCAAUCAACUGAGGUUUUGAUCAUGACACUCAUUGAGGUUGCAUGUGUGGAGCUGUAGCUGUCAUCAUUUAUAGGAUUACACUGCUCCUAAGAUGACUGGAAACACCCAGGUUCUCUCUUCCUUUUGUAUGUUCUUUGUUGAACUUAAUUAAACACAAAAGUCUGAGGAUUAUCUUCACAGAGUCCUAGGCAGAUAAUGUCUAUUAUAAUUGUGGAAUUUUACUCAUUGCUAGUCUCAUAAAUUUUAACCUUCAAACAUUUGCUGCCUCAAAAGCUUUGGAGGUAAUGUUUGCCUUCUCGGGAGCUUACUGUAGUAUUUAGCAGGUUUUCCUCCUCCUCAAAAAAAAAAAAAAAAAAAAAAAAAAAAAAAAGUACCUCUUUUUCAAUACAGUAGAAUUUUUUGAAGUUUAUGUUCCUAGUGAGAUGUGAUGAGAUGUAAUAUCAUGUGCCUGUAAUCCCAGCUACUAAGAAGGUUGAGGCAGGAGGUUUCAAGUUCCAGGCCAGCCUGAGCUACAGAGUAAAUUUGUAUCCAGCUUGCACCAAAUAGCAAUCAUCAUCAUACUGGUUUUACUUGCAAGACCAUACUGCUUGUCCUGUAGGUGCCUGAUACACAUUGAUGAUUGGCAGGAACAAUGAUGCCACCUUUUUAAAGCCAAUAUGCAAAUAAAUCAAAAGUGUAUGAGAAUUUAAAAGUGAGCUGGGCUGUGGUGAUGUACACCUUUAUUCCCAGCACUCUGGAUGCAGAGGCAGGUGGAUCUCUAUGAGUUUGAGGCCAGCCUGGACUACAAAGCUACAGAGAGAGAGAAACCCUGUCUUGAAAAACCAAAACAUAAAAGAAAAAAAAAAAAAAGAAAAAACAAAAUACAUAAAUAAAUAGAAAGUUUAAAAAUGAGCUUUAUAUUGUAUAUAGAUACUUUUGGACUGGCGGCAAGGUGGCUCAGAAGGUAAAGAAGCCUGCCACCAAGUCUGACAACCUAUGCUUAGUUCCCAGCACCCACACAGUAGGAGAGAACCAACUCCCAUAAGUUGCCCUCUGACACCCCACCCACACACACACAUAUAAUAAAUACAAUAAGAAAUAGGGGGCUAUAGAGGUGGCUCAGUGGUUUAAGAGCACUAUUGCUUUUGGAGAAUAUUCAGGUUUGGUUCCCAGCACCUACAUGAAGGCUUAUAACAUCUGUAACUUCAAUUCCAGGGAAUUUGAUACCCUGUUCUGACCUCCUCAGGCAUCAGGCACAUAUGUAAUGUACAGACCUACAUUCAGGCAAAACGUACACACAUAUAAAAUAAUCUUAAAAAAUGUGUGCACUAGCUUUAAUAUGAAAUAUUCUCUCAGAUGAAAAGCUUUUGCAGAAGGGGGCAUAUCAUUCAUAGGUAUUUACUUGCCAGGAGCCUGUAUUUUCUUCCUUUUUUUAAAGAUGAAAAUGCUGGGAUUUUUUUUUUUUAAACAGUAUUAAGGAAAACAAGACAAAAUAGUAAACACAUUAAAUAUCCUCUACAAGCAAAUAUAAGAAUGCAAACUGGAGGCCAGUGUGGUAAUGGGUGCCUUUGAAUAUAUCAUUCCACAAGCCAGAAGUAGUUGGAGUCCUGUAAGUUCAGGGCCAGUCUGGUGUACUGACUUACAUAGCAAGUUCUAGGUCAACCAGGGCUAAAUAGUGAGACCCUGUCUUAAUAAAUAAAUAAAUAAUAUAAAAAAUGAAAACAAAUUUUUCCUUUCACAAUUGCAUGUUGAUUUUAGUUUGGACCUGUGUCACAAGCCUUAGAUUAUUUUACCCUGAAUCAACUGUAAGUGCCCUUGGGUGGCCAUUUCUAACUGCCAUGGAUGCCAGCUGCAGCCACACACAUAGUGGUUCUGCAUAGCUCUUUAGUGAAUCCAUUUGCUGAUGAUUUUGGUAUGGAAAAUCAGAAGCCUUGUGCUCUCACUGCUGUCGGGAUGUUCAGAGGAGCAGAAGCCUGUAACCAAGGAACUCUUAACUGCUUGUAAACUCCUGCUAAGAGCUGAGUUCUAACUUUCAGAGUGACUGACAGUGGCCUUCUGCCUUCUCUUCAUAUGUCAGCCUAGGGACAUGACUCACCACACCCUUUCUUUUCCUUUAAUGAGAAAUACAAUUCAGGAUCUUCAUAAAUGCUUUCAUGUGGCUUUAAAGUUUAAUAACUUGAAUUAUAGGCAGUAUAGGAUAGAGUCUAAGUAGCAUUUUUAUAGCUGUCUGACGACUGGAUGGUCAGUCAGUGGUUCUGCCGCCCUUUUCUGCAAUCUUUUCCUAAUGCACUUGGUUGGCCACUUGGAAAUCAUUUUAUAAAAGUGAGCAACAUUAGGGCAUCAACAUCUUGAGACUAUAAGACAAAAAUCUUCAUUUUCAAGUUCACAAUCAAGAGUCUGUGGAAGUGACAUUUAAAAAAUAAAUGUAGGGGCUAGCUCAGUCAUUAUAAAGGCCUUGCCAUGCAAACAUGAGGACCUGAGUUUGAUCCUAAGAACACACAUACAAAAGUCAAGUGUCUGUGGUAGCAUGUGUUUGUAGUCCUAGUGCUGAUGAGGCAGGACAGACCUACUGGCCAGCCUAGCUGAUAAAUGCUUUGUUUUUUUUUAACCAUUCAGUAUCGAGCAAAAUCCAUGCACAAAUAUUAAAGCACCAAAUGAGGAACCAGAACCCAGCUGCAAACAGCUAAUAUCCACUGCUCAAAAGGGCUGCCUCUCCUUGGGUCAGUCACAUCAAUCCCCAAUGAAAGCCCUGCCUCUUGAAUCAAAAUGCUCCUCUCAAUUGACUAGCAGACCUGUGACAGAAUCCCCAUAAUAUCCAACUUACUUGGUUAGCUUCAGGUCAGUUAGAGACUUUAUUUGAAAACAAAUAAAAAUGAGCCAGAGAGAUACCUCAGUGGAUAAAGGCCCUUGCCACCAAGUCUGGCGGCCCAAGAGCUAUCUCCAGAAUCCAUGGAAAGGAGGAGAGAACCCACUCCUGCAAGCUGCUCUGUGACCCCUACACACGCAUCCCCCAGAAUCAAUUAACAUACUAAAACAAAAGGGCAGAUGGCUCCUGAGGGGUUGAGCUCUAGCCUCUGUAUGUCUGUGCACACAAACAUACACAUCAAAAAUAAUAAAAAUAAAAGCAAAUGUUUUACCCAAAAUUAUAAUAAUAAUAAUAAAAGCAAAUGCAUUAAAUCAUUUGGGGAUAUAGGCAAAGUAUAACUCUGUUUAUUUGCAGGUACUUCCCUUGCAAUGUAGGCCCACUACAUUACACAAUUGUAGAUAGUAGUCUUAUAUUUAAAAAGAAGUCUGUGAUAAAUUCUGUACUGCUACUGAAAACAAAGAGAAAGAUGUCAUGGAAUUGAUUAUCUUGUUGGUCCUGAGAAGAAACAGCUCAUGACCAGAAACCUGUACUGUAUUCAAAUUUUAAUAAGUGAAUGUAGUAAAUUUUAAAGGUUUAAAAAGUGAUGUUCAGACAUGGAAUAAAAUUGUACUUGUGUGCAACACACAGGAAAUAUAUGUUUGCCUUGUAUCAAAAAUGUAACUAUAUUUGUAAUAAUAAUUAAACACUACUUCUAAUAUUUUUACUUAA